This is a messenger RNA of Lucilia sericata (common green bottle fly), 3581 nucleotides long. RefSeq names its product M-phase inducer phosphatase. The transcript has 5 exons. Gene Ontology annotation, biological process: positive regulation of G2/MI transition of meiotic cell cycle; positive regulation of G2/M transition of mitotic cell cycle; G2/M transition of mitotic cell cycle. NCBI's taxonomy places the organism in Eukaryota, Metazoa, Arthropoda, Insecta, Diptera, Calliphoridae. Gene Ontology annotation, molecular function: protein tyrosine phosphatase activity. The coding region runs from base 738 to 2798 and encodes 686 amino acids. The record is from RefSeq and is a predicted model, not a curated record. Gene Ontology annotation, cellular component: cytoplasm; nucleus.
CUUCGCGCCACAGGCAUCAGCUGUUCAGAAAAAAUAUUCUUGAUCGAAGUGAAAAAAGUAAAUUUUGCGAUUUUCUUAAAUUUAUAUAAAUUAAUUAAAUUUGUGCUAAAAGAACUUUUGUUUUUGCAAUAAUAAAUGUGAUUCGUGUGCAUGUAAAUGUAAACAUUUUUGUCUUCAUAAAAGAAAAUUGCAAACCACAAUGUGGCCAUGUUAAGAUACCCAUAGUAACAAUUGACAUUUCCAGUUCUUUAGCCGCACAACAAGAUCGCAAACCUCAUAACCUUAAAAACAAGAAACACUUGCUUAAAAGCGUUAAAUAAAACAAAAAUCUGCCAUAAAAAAGAGAAAUCCGUAUUCUGAGAAAAACAUUCCGUUGAAUAUCCUACGCUUGAAAAACAGUUAUUCUUGCAAGCAAAAAUGUUUCAUUUAGUAAUUAUUUAACAAUAAAAGGGUUUUCCACUGCCCUUGACACCUCGAACUCGAACAGCUAGUAAAGCACGUCCAAGAAUUUUGUAUAUUUUUGUAAAUUUUUUAAUCGUUUAAACCCAGUGAUUGUUUAUUUUAUAUUUGUAUUUAUUUUAAUUUAUUAUAAUUUAUUAUUUCGCGUUGCGUUUUAUGUUUUUAAUUAUAAUCCUAAAAAAACUAAUUCUGUGUCGUUAGUCGUGUGUACGUUUAUAAGUAAAAUUUUUUUUUGUCGCGUAGUGUGUCAGUUUAUUUGUGUUCGCUUAGCAAAUACUAUGGAAUCGGCAGCGUUAACUCCUUCUUCAAGCAUACAUGUUCCCAAACCAGAAGUAUGGAAAUCGCUUAAACGCAUCUCGGAACGUUAUUUGGAACCAGAUGAAUCUUCCUUGUCUGGCGAAGGUGAAGAGUUUAUGCUUGACAAUGCUCAAACGAAACGUUUUAAAAGUUUGGGUAAUUCUGCCCUAGACGAUUCUUGCUUUGAAUCGCCCGUCAAUAUGGGAGUCCUGUUGCGCCCCAAACGCAUAUUUCAAAAUGAGUCACGUUUUCAAGAAAUACAUAAUACUCACCAUGGCAUAUUAUCGCCCAUCACGGAGAUUUCGAUGAACUUAAAUGAAACUUCUUUAAAUUCUGAGCAAAGUAUGGUGGAAUCACAAAUCGAGGCCGACCACGGUUUUGACGAUGGCACAACGCCAAUUAAACGUUUUCGCUCGAGUGGUCGGCCAAAAUCAAAGCUAUUUUCAACGGAGUCUCAACUUUAUAACGAGGAUGCCAAAAUAAUUUCAACAAAAGGACAUUGUAUGGAUGAUAAAUUAGGCGACGAAGAAUCUUUAACAUGUUUGGAGUCGAGCUUUCAAAUCCAACGUUCAGGACGUAAUCCAUCUUCACGUCGUUUGAACUUAGAUGCUUCCAUGUCCGAUAUGGCAAUGGAAGAAUUAUCAUUCUACGAUGAUGAUCAUGUCAGUCAAAAUCGUCACUUCACAGCCAGUCCCCAGUUUAUGGGUUUACUCUCACCUGAGGGAUCUCCUCAACGCUUCCAAGUUGUUGAAAAAUCAAAAUUCUUGCAGUCACGCAAAAACUUCCCCUUGACUGCCAAAAAUGUCAACCGCAGCACCACCCUUAGUACAAACACACCCUCCAAAGGAUUCCGUCUCUUGCACAGUAUGUCAUCUACAGGAUCCAUGGAAUCAUCUAUGGAUGAUGAAUAUAUGGAAUUCUUUGAUAUGGAAAAUUUGGAUCAACCCUCUCAAUCAAAUGGUCUAAAUUUCCCCAGUGAUUUGAGUUCUUUAAUUUCGGGUCAAAUCAUCAAAAACUCUCCCGUCAAAACACCAGAAAUGCGCAGACCUUCAGUAAGACGUUGUCUGAGCAUGACCGAAAACACCCAAUUCCAGCCAAAGACUCCCGAAACUGUUAAUGCCUCAAAUGCCAACACCGCCACCACCCCCUUCAGCGCUCGCCUCAAUGGCAAUUGCUGCUUCAAGCGUCCAGAGCCACCAUCCACCACCUGCUCGCCAAUACAAUCAAAACGCUACCGCGGUGCCGAAAAGGAGAAUCUCGAUGGCUCGUUUACAGGCAACAGCAAAACCUCACCCGCCUCUUCAUCAUCAUGCUCCUCUUUGGCCAGCACCAGCACAAGUACCCGCCCCACUUUACGCAAAUGCAUGUCGAUGAAUGAUGCCGAAAUCAUGUCCGCCCUAAAUCGUUCCGAAAACAAAGACGAACCCGAUCUAAUCGGUGAUUUUAGCAGACCAUACGCUUUACCUCUCAUCGAGGGACGCCAUCGUGAUCUCAAAUCCAUUACCAGCCAUACCGUCGCUCGCCUUUUGAACGGUGACUUCAAUGACAAAGUAGCCAGCUAUAAAAUCAUUGACUGUCGCUAUCCCUACGAAUACGAAGGCGGUCACAUCGAAGGUGCCAAGAAUUUAUACACACAAGAGCAAAUCAUCGAAGAAUUCAUGACGAAACAAAAGACUGAACAACAACAACGCAACAAUGAGGCAUCGGGCAACAAACGCAAUAUCAUAAUUUUCCAUUGUGAAUUCUCAUCGGAACGCGGUCCCAAAUUGUCGCGUUUCUUGCGUAACUUGGACCGUGAGCGCAAUACCAACGUCUAUCCCGCUUUGGAUUACCCCGAAAUCUAUCUGUUGCACAAUGGUUACAAAGAAUUCUUUGAAACUCACGUUGAACACUGCACACCUCACUCAUACCGUCCCAUGUUAGAACCAUCGUACAAUGAGGAAUACCGUCAUUUCCGUGCCAAGUCAAAGUCAUGGAAUGGCGAUGGUUUGGGUGGUGCCACACAACGUAUCAAGAAAUCUCGCUCAAGACUUAUGGUUUAAAAAGUCAAACAGAAUCGUUUCAAAUCAACUGCCUGCCCUUCAAAAAAAAAAAAACAAAAAACAAAUUUAUGUAAAAAGUAUUGUCAUUGUUAUUGUCAUUUUUAGUUAUUAUUUAAUUAUUAUUAGUUCUUUUUGUUGAUUUUUAUGUUUUGACCCCUCGCCCCUCCCACGCUCAGACCACAUUUGUAUUUUUAUUUUAUAACAAUUAUUUUUUGCAUUUUUUUAAUUUAUUGAAUGUUAAUGUUAUCAAUUCUAUAAUAUAUUCAAUCAAUUAAACUUAUCCAGACAUUUGUAAAAAUCUUAAAACACACACACAAAUAUUUAACAAAAGCAACAAAGGAAGCUUAUAUAAACAAAUUGUCAAAUUGAAUACCCUUUUGUAGAUUCUAAGAAUUAUUACUUAUUAUUUAUUUUUAUAAUUUAAUUUAGUUAAUUUAUACAUCGUAGAACCAACCAACUCUUCACUUAUAUUUUAGAAUCCUUUUUUAUUUUUAUAUAUUAUUUUUUUAGUUGAAUUUGUGUAUAGUUUAAAAUUUUAAAAUUGUAAUUUCUAAAAACAAUCAUUUUUAAAUUGUGUGCAUUAUACUAUAAAUACGUAUGUAUAACAGUCCGUCCGCUUUCGUCUGACCUCUGAGUCUCUUCUCCUUACCUGUUUCUAAUUAUAAAACAAAAACAAAGAAGCAAGCUUAACAAUUUAUAAUUUAAACAAAAAAAUUUUCGUAAAGUUGAAAACUUUUUACGCACAAUUACGCUUAUUUUUAUGUUAACUUUUAUUUUUUAUUU